AAUUUUGUCUAAGAAAGAAUGGGAUCAGAACUGUUGCCUGAUUUCCUGCCCAGCCCUCUUGACAAAUAUCGUAGAAAAGCUUCUUUUGACUGGAAAUCUCUGAAGCUACUCUUAGAAGAUCCUGAAAUGUUGAAAUACAAGAUGAAAAUAUGGAAAUUGUUUGAAGAGGAUCCAGUGUUUCAACAUCCAAGUAAGAAACUAAGUUUAGAUGAGGAACGACAUUUGGCAAUAAAGAGAAUGUAUCGUUUAAAAGAACUUCAGAACUUAACAGUGAAAGAGAUGACAAAAGAUCCUCGCAAGCCUGGUGCAUAUCUGGCUGCAAUAUAUCACUAUGAUCCAUCACUUGCUGUUAAGACAAACAUUAACUUUGGAUUUUACAUAAAUACCAUCCGUGGCAUGGGUACUCCAAGGCACUAUAAGUUUGUUGAAGAAGUUGAUCAAGGGAAGGCUGGAGGUUGUUUUGGCCUCACUGAAAUCUCACAUGGAACAAAUGCGAAAGGAAUGAGACUAACAGCUACAUAUGAUCCACAAACUCAAGAAUUUGAGCUCCAUGCACCUGACUUUGAAGCCGGCAAAUGUUGGGUGGGAAGUCUAGGAAAAAGUGCCACACAUGCAGUUAUAUUUGCAAGACUUAUUACACCAGAUAAAACAGACCAUGGCCUACAUGCAUUUGUUGUUCCCUUAAGGAAUCCAGCAACCCUUCAGCCAUAUGCUGGUGUUAUUGUUGGUGAUAUGGGAGAAAAGGUUGGACUGAAUGGAGUUGACAAUGGUUUUGUGUUAUUCAAUAGAUACAGGAUACCUCGUGAGAACCUUCUAAAUAAGACAGGGGAUGUGACUCCAGAAGGAAAUUAUGUCAGUCAGUUUAAAGACCCUAAUAAGAGGCUAGGAGCUUCAUUUGGAACAUUGUCUGCUGGUCGAGUAGAUGUUCUGUCACAAGCUUUGGCAUACCUGCAGAAAGCAAUUCCUAUUGCCAUUCGAUAUGCUGCAGUGCAUACCCCAGAUGCAGAGAACUCUAUCACCUUGUUAGAUGGACAGUAUCAGCAGUGGCAGCUGAUCCCACACUUGGCUGCUACCUUUGCACUGAAAAUCCUUGUUAACUUAUUUUCUGAUUUGAUGGCUGACUUCCAAGUAAAAACAUUCCUAGGAACAAAUAAGGAAGAACUGGCAAAACUGGGUCCAGAAAUUCAUGCUCUUUCAUCUGCUACCAAACCUUUAGCAAGUUGGAUGGUGGGAGAUGCCAUUAAACGGUGUAUAGAUAUUUGUGGAAAAUAUGGCUACCUGAAAGUAUCUGGACUUGGAGAUAUUCGCAACUUCACUGAUGCAACCUGCACAUAUGAAGGGGAAAAUAAUGUAUUAUUGCAACAAACAAGCAACUGGCUAGUGAAUUUGUGGAAAAGACAAAAGGAAAGUGUACAUAAUUUUGACAUGCCUCUCAAGUCUGUUUCAUUCUUGUCUGAUGCAUCAGACAUUCUCCAGAGCAGAUUUAUGGCUUUAUCAAUGGAAGAAGCAAUAAAUCCAAAAACCUUACUCUCUGCAUAUGAAUGGCUGAUAUGUUGGUUGCUAGUAACAACAGAGAAAAAACUGGAUGCAUUGCUAAAGAAUGGAGCUGAUCCUUUCAGUGCAAAGAACAAUGCUCAAGUGUUUCAUGCUAGAACACUUUCUCUGGCAUAUGCAGAGUAUUUUAUGCUUUCCAACUUUUGGACCUACGCUUCAUCAAAAGACAUUGACCCAUCACUUACGGAGGUCUUGAAGAAACUCUGUUCCUUGUAUGGAUCUUGGAGCCUAGAGAAACAUUUAACAGUGCUUUAUAAAGGAGGAUAUGUGAAAGGCCCUCAGGCAACCGAGAUGUUAAGGGAGGGAAUUAUGUACCUGUGUGCUCAUCUGAAGAAUGAUGCUGUCUCUCUGGCUGAUGCCAUAGCUCCACCAGAUUCCAUGCUGAAUUCUUUACUUGGAAACUCAAAUGGAAAAAUUUAUCAAAAUCUGCAAACACAUCUCUUCCAGAAACAUCAGACAUUUGAAAGGCCAUCUUGGUGCAAUGAAGUGAUGUUUGUACAAAGUAAACUGUAGUGACAUUAUAAACUGUACUGUAUAUACACAUUUUCACUAGAAUGCUAAUGCUGCAUCGUGCUAAAUUCUCAUAUUCCUGAGUUGGCAUUUUAUGAAGUGAAAUAUCUAUGUACACAUUUUGGAAAAAAUUGUACAUCUUGUAAAGCAUAUUUGUAAAGAAAUGGAAUGCUCUCUUAUGUUACAAAAUAAUUGAUUAUUUUGAUAUUUUAUUACACAGUUGGGCAUGAACAAACCAUUCAUAGAAAAGUCACACAUUCUUGUAUAUUUUGUAAAGACAUAUUUUGAUGAUGGUUCAGUGACAAUGAAUGUGCAUUAUUGUCGCUUGUUUUUCAUCUUAGUGAUGCUGCACACACUUAUGUUUUUGAAUAUAAAUAAUGCUAUUGUAUUUUUUGGUAGGGCCUAAAGAACAAAAACAUAUGUAAGGCUAAAAAAAAGUUGUGUGAGUGCUUUGGGGAAGAACUAUGUACACUGACUUCAUAAAUUGUGACUAUAAGCUUCUGACAUAGUUUUAAUUAUAUAUCAGAUGUGCAUUCACUAUGACACAAGAUCUUUG
Molecule: messenger RNA, 2620 nt
Organism: Schistocerca nitens (vagrant locust)
Lineage: Eukaryota; Metazoa; Arthropoda; Insecta; Orthoptera; Acrididae
Product: peroxisomal acyl-coenzyme A oxidase 3-like
Exons: 12
Coding region: 19-2067 (682 amino acids)
Biological process (GO): fatty acid beta-oxidation using acyl-CoA oxidase; lipid homeostasis
Cellular component (GO): peroxisome
Molecular function (GO): fatty acid binding; pristanoyl-CoA oxidase activity; FAD binding
Source: RefSeq, a predicted model, not a curated record